Plectropomus leopardus (leopard coralgrouper) is the source of this 1623-nucleotide messenger RNA. Its product is annotated as sodium channel regulatory subunit beta-1. NCBI's taxonomy places the organism in Eukaryota, Metazoa, Chordata, Actinopteri, Perciformes, Serranidae. The record is from RefSeq and is a predicted model, not a curated record. Gene Ontology annotation, biological process: cardiac muscle cell action potential involved in contraction; regulation of heart rate by cardiac conduction; regulation of sodium ion transmembrane transporter activity. Gene Ontology annotation, cellular component: voltage-gated sodium channel complex. Gene Ontology annotation, molecular function: transmembrane transporter binding; sodium channel inhibitor activity.
AUAAAAUAUUUAAGCAAGCAAAGGUAAUAACCAAAACCUGCAUAACAUCUCAGGCUGUGUGUCAAUAGCUAUAAAUAUUAAAAAAUAAAGCACUAAUAAAAAACAAAAGAAAUCUGUAGGAUGUUGUAAAUGUUCCCUGUUUGAGAGAGCUUUCUUUUAUCAAUCAGAGGAAAUAUGACUGAGGUCUUCUUUAGACGGCCAUGCUGUAGUUAUGGAUCGAGUCUCAUCAUCUCGGGUUUCCUGCUGGCUUUCAACACUCACAACCUCCAGCUCUCCUGGAUUCACACACUCUAAAUAUAGCUGCCUUAAAGUCAGACGGGAUUGAAGGGGAGACUUAAAACUACUGCGAAGAAACUCGGAGACCCAACUGUUUUUAAGUAAACAUUUUCAGUGCUAUAAGGCGUUUUGGGCCUUUGUGAAAUACAUUGUUGAACUAAUGGACUGACAGUGUGGAUUAAAUGGUGGACUGGCUUGUUGAGAAGACCAUGGGAUUAAUCAGGGAUCAAAGGGCAUUAUGUCAGUAAUGCAAUCUUAAUCUCCACAGUUAUUUCUCCGCAGGUUUAAGUCAAGGAAAGCUCAAUAUUUGGUUCAGCCGCUGGUUUUAAGUUGCUCCAGCAGAAAUGACAUGCAACUUGUCUCUUUUAGUUGUCUUCAGUCUUUUCGUGUCUCAGUGCCAUGGUGGCUGUGCAGAGGUGGACUCUCUGACCGAAGCCGUGGCAGGAGAGAGAUUCCUGCUGGGCUGCAUCUCCUGUAAGAAAAGAGAGGAGGUGUCCGGCCGAGCCACUGUGGACUGGCACUUCAAACCGCUGGAGGAGGAGGAGUUCAGGCAUAUUUUCCACUAUGAACACCCCAGUGCUGACAUCCUCCAUGAAGAUUUCAGCCACCGCCUGGAGUGGCAUGGGACACAAAACGAAGAUAUUCAGAUAGGAUCCAUUUACAUUAAUGACGUCAUCUUCAAUGACACAGGGACGUACCGCUGCACCAUCCACCGCACCCUCUUCCUGCCACGGUAUGAUGAGCACGUCACUGUGGAGAAGGAGGUGGAGCUCAACGUGGUGGCUGUAGCCAAUCGGGAGCUGACAGCGGUGAUCUCAGAGAUCAUGAUGUACGUGCUGAUUGUAGUUCUGCAGCUGUGGCUCAUUUUGGUUCUGGUCUACUGUUACAAGAAGAUUUCGGAGGAGCAUGAAGCUCGGGAGGCCCGUAUAGCUCUCAAGGCUCAGGCACAGCUGUUAGAAUCAAAAGACAAUUGUGACGGGGUGCAGCUGGAGUAACAUUAAUGGUAAAAAGAUCAUCUCUGCAAGAGUAGUGCUUCAUUAACGUAUUAAAUGAGUGAAAGAUUUUUAAAGAGGCCUUAGAAGGAUUUUAAAAGCAAAUGGCAUUUAAUGUAAGGAAUCCAAUUAGUGAUUAUUUUUAUUUUAAGCUUAUAGAAUAAUAAAUUACCAAAGCUCAGAGUUAUGUUUUUACUUUUCGUGUGAUGUGUUUGAAAAUGAUGUGGCAGGUACUCUCCUGCAUCUAUUUGGAUGUUCAUGUGUGGACGGCAUGUCAAUGUCUGCUUGUUACAUGUAUCGUGUCUUUUCAAAAUACUUUAUAUAUGCAUAAAGUCUUUUUCAUAAUAAACUCAAA